This is a messenger RNA of Drosophila kikkawai, 4484 nucleotides long. NCBI's taxonomy places the organism in Eukaryota, Metazoa, Arthropoda, Insecta, Diptera, Drosophilidae. The record is from RefSeq and is a predicted model, not a curated record.
UGAACCAAUCGCAGAUAGGCAAGAAUACGAUAAGGACAAGCAGGCAGAAGGAAAGGGUGUCUGGUAAUUUAGGACGCUGUCGAAAAAUAAUUCCCCCAACUGAGUAAAGUGAUCUCCACAGGCAAACGGACCGCCCACCCCUAAAAAACAUCCGCUCUUAUCAGGCGCGGCCCGUCUUUGUGUUAGUGUGUGUGCCUGUGUGCGUGUGAGUGGUGGUGCGCCGGCAGCGCAGUCGGCUUCCUGCGUCGAGGACUUUGACUUGCUCAUUCGUGCGCGAGUCUUUCCAGUCUUUCCCGAGUCUUUCCCGCAACAACAACGGACUCUCCUCUUCGUCAAUACUUUCCGCCGCAGUUGCAAAUAAAAAAAAACAAGAAACCGGAAACGUUAGGCGGUAAAGGAAACGAAAAUUACAACGAACACGCCCUGGAAUAUAUGUUUUAACGGAUGCCCCCCGCUCAGAAAAGUCUCACAGGGUAUCCAGGAAUAUCCCAGAGCAAAAGGACAAUCACAGGACCUUAAAUGACCCCCUGGCCACGAAUGAGGACAUAGAUCGAGAUCGUUGCCUCUCACUCACUCACUCCGCUUUGCUCCUCUGCUAAGUGACGCAAACACGACGGCUUCCCAAUGAAGAUGGCAUCUCAACGCUUCUGCCUGCGGUGGAACAACCAUCAGAGCAACCUGCUGUCAGUCUUUGACCAGCUGCUCCACGCAGAAACCUUCACAGAUGUGACGCUGGCCGUCGAAGGGCAAUACCUGAAGGCACACAAGAUGGUGCUAUCCGCCUGCAGUCCGUACUUCAAUGCCCUAUUCAUAAAUCAUCCGGAAAAGCAUCCGAUCGUUAUUCUUAAGGAUGUGCCGUAUUCGGACAUGAAAUCCCUGCUGGACUUUAUGUACAGAGGCGAGGUCUCUGUGGACCAGGAGCGACUUACCGCAUUCCUGCGCGUGGCCGAGAGCCUGCGCAUCAAGGGCCUCACCGAGGUCAACGACGACAAACCCUCGCCGGCCACAACUGGAGCUGCAGCGGGAACAGUUGCAGCAGGCUCCGAGAGUACGCCCACACCCCCGCAGCUGCAGCGCAUUCAGCCUUAUUUGGUGCCACAGCGGAAUCGUACACAGGCCAGCGGUCUGCUGUCCAGUGCCGCACUCGCCAAUGCUGGAAAUACGCCCACCCUGCCGGUGCAGCCAUCGCUGCUUAGCUCAGCCCUGAUGCCCAAGCGAAAAAGAGGGAGGCCCCGCAAACUAUCGGGCAGCUCAAACGGCACGGGGAAUGACUACGACGAUUUCGAGCGCGAGAACCUGAUGAAUGACUCCGAUCUGGGCAAUGGCAAACUGGGCAACGAUUCCUACUCCGGCAAUGAUGAUGGCUCCGAUGAUAAUCAGCAAGAUGCAGGCAAUCCAGAUGAUCUUAAUGAAAGCCGCGACUCUCUGCCCACGAAACGAUCAAAGAACGCCAAGGAUCACCGCGUUGUGAGCCACCACCACCAAGAGGACAACAGCACAACUUCCGUGACUACCAAUCAGGCGACUCCUGAACUUUCCCAGCGACUAUUUGGCUCCACUUCGACCACAAUCUCUGCAGCUUCCAGGGCACCCACCGCAGGCAACACAUCUGUUCAGGAACCACUACCUCUUCUAGAGAUUAGCGACAACAGGGACUCAGCACCAGUACACUUGCCCACCAUCUUGGGGCUUAAGAUAAGAGCCAUUAAUCCAUCAACGCCGACGACUCCGACUCCGCCCACACAGACGCCGCCCCAAACCCCCUCAAAAUCCAAACCGAAAACCAAGCAUGGCAGUGGCAGCAACACCAAUUCCUUGCUAAAGCAGCAACUUCGAGGUGGGGCCAAGGAUCCCGAGCUACCACUGGCUCCCAGACGCAUCACAGUGGCCGUUUCGCCCAACUCCACUUUGAGCAUCGAGGAGACUGCCACCAAGGAGUUGGCAAGGGCAACCCAGGAGGAGGUCAAUGCCUGCAGUGGCUUGCAAUCGCUGGCCAAUGCCGCGGAGCAGCAGGCGGCUCAGGUGCACCACCAGUUGCUUCUACACAUGGCGGUGAAUAAUCCCAUGCUAAAGACCACCGAUUACUACCAGCAGCAGCAGCAACCACAGCAGGCCUCCCCCUCCAGUGCUGGCCAGUAUAUGGACGACGACAUGGAGUUCCUCGUACACGAUCAGCCUUUGAAAGAUGACGAACCCGACCAUGAAAUGCUCACCCUGGCCGAUGAAAAUGCUGGACUGCCUGGCUAUCAGGAUGAGCGCUCCAAGCCCGACGAAGACUCACCCGAACCGGCACCUGUUGCUGCUCCAAGGAGCGGCAAAAAGGGAAACAAGCGGCCCAUUCAAAGGCGACGGGUGCGUCGCAAGGCCCAGUCCACGCUGGAUGAUCAGGCUGAGCAUCUGACGGAGAUGUCAGUGCGGGGGCUGGAUCUCUUCCGCUAUGCCAGUGUGGUGGAAGGUGUAUAUCGGUGCACCGAGUGCGCCAAGGAGAACAUGCAGAAGACGUUCAAGAACAAGUACAGCUUCCAGCGGCAUGCCUUCCUCUAUCACGAGGGCAAGCAUCGCAAGGUGUUCCCCUGCCCGGUGUGCUCCAAGGAGUUUUCGCGGCCGGACAAGAUGAAGAACCACCUGAAGAUGACGCACGAGAACUUUACGCCGCCCAAGGAUAUUGGAGCAUUCAGCCCGCUGAAAUACUUGAUAAAUGCAGCGGCUGCCGGGGAUAUGCACGCCUCAAUCUAUCAGCAGCAGCAGCAGGAGCAGGCUCAUUACCAGAGGCAGUUGGUCGAACAGGCACAGCAGCACAACGCCCCAUUUGACAGCCAGGAGGAUAGCUCGCAGCUGCUGCUGAUGCCGGAUGUGAAGCUCGAAGACCAGGAUGCCGACGAUGCCGAGCUCAGCGAUGGCGGCGGCUACGAGGCCUCAUCGAAUCCCGCGGCAGCUGCCGCCGCCAUGCUGAGCCUGCAGCAAGAUGUUAUCAUCAAGAAUGAGCUACAGAUCUCGCCGUCGCCCUCGCCCACGCCCACCGCAGCCCCGCAGCCGCCCAGCUCCUGUGCGGUGGCGGAGGGCAAGUCCUUGGCGCUGGCCACCACCGCACAAACCGCAACGUAAAGACUUUUGGCAACGCGCACAACGCAACGUUUACCUUAAACAAAAGAAUGCGAAGAACUGUAGAAUACGUCAUAGAUAUAUUUAGGUUUAGAUCAUAAGCGAUCGCGGCAGACUCAAAUUGGUUAGUUAAAUUUACUAGACCUUAAUUUAAAUGGUAAACGCAUAAGCAAUAUUACUGUAACUACCAACUAGUACGUGCUCCGUCCAGCCUUUCACAAGCAAAACUAAUUAACAAAUAAGUGAAUAUUUAAUUUUUAGCUAGGAUAUAAUUUUUCAAUAACGCACAGACUGGGGAUGACAGAAAAUAUUGAUUCUGUAAUAUUUUAGCCGAAAUGAAUACUUUAAAGUUGCAAUCUAUUGAUAUUAUGUACGAUAUGUGGAACCAAUUUUAUGGGGAACAGAUAAAAAUACCCUUGCAGGGAACUAUAAUUUAAGUCAGAAGCCAUUAAGAGACCCUGUAAUAUCAUAUAUAUUCUUGAUCAGCAUCAACAGAGGUGUCUUUCUAGCCAUGUCCGAAAGGUUUGAUAAGGGGUUACAUCUUUAAAAUUCUCACAAAUUGAUUAAAAUAAGAUUUCAUUAACAUUUAGUCAGCAGAUAGUUAAGCUAGAAAAAACUAGCACAGAAAAUUCCGAUUUAAAAUUGAUGCUUUUUUGAUUCGCUUCCAUGGUCCUUUGGCACACUGCAAGGGUAUACAAAUUUCGGCUUCCCAAAGUUAGGUUCUGAUAAUAUUGAUAUUUUAACUAUAAAGGCGAUAUUUCUUUUUGAUAGACCGUAUCGCAGGAUAUGGUUAUAUAUAUAUACAUAUACAGCCCACACAGUUCAGUGAACUUAAGUGACUUUCGGCUUUAAUUAUAAACAAAUUUUUGACUGGCCCUCAGCAUGCGAGGGCGCUCUCUCUACAACCUUUAUAGUUUCCCUUUUAUUUGUGAUUUUUGUUGAACCUAUUUAAGACUUCUAGCAUCUUUUUGUUUUUGAUUGUAUAUAUUAUACACUAUAUACACAUAUUGUUUAGUGUUUGUUUAAUACUCAGUAUGUAGUGUAAUUAUUUUGUUCAAUUUCCUUGGCAACAAGCUGAAAUUCAAAUGUAUUUGGCUAAUUGUGCAAUCAUCAAAACGAGUUGGGGCGGAGCCGGGAUCUGCAAAGGCUGCCUACCCCCAACACAAAGUGUUGUAACUUAAUUACUUAAUUUACUUAACUAGGUUUUAGUUACUCUAUUUACCCUUAAGCCAAGCGAUCCAAGCAACAAAAUGCGCAAGGACUUCCAGUGAAGAAGAAAUUAACUGAUAGUUAUACGGAAUCCCAAAUCCUGGUAUUAUGUAUUAUGAUAUUUGACUUUAACAACCGAUUACUUAGUGCAACAACUACGACUUACCGCUCAC